Mycena citricolor is the source of this 1923-nucleotide messenger RNA. Lineage: Eukaryota; Fungi; Basidiomycota; Agaricomycetes; Agaricales; Mycenaceae. The record is from the annotation of a GenBank genome assembly.
CAGAAGUUGGCGACACCGCCUACCUUAGCCGGUUCUCAGUAGAGCUUUUUUCUCACUUUACAGUGACGUCUCCGACAUGUUUCGAUGGAGACCGAAAGUGUGCCGGGUGCACCAGAAGCCUCUCGCUCGACGUCUUCCUUGGGCGUUCGUUGGCACGCCUUCUCAGGGACGAUCGAUCGUUUCUUGUAGUUUCAAGUGUUCUGGUACUCUGUUUGUGGAGGAUCUCUUUGGCUGCCUAGUCUCGCGAUGUGGGGCGCUCUGUUGUUUUCCCAUGGACGAGUGUCUGUGAAGCUGCCUGACAAAUCGUGCAUCUCACGGAGGGACCCUUCUCUAUUGCGUCAUCGUCAUCGAGCAGCCCCGACUCGCGUUUUGGGAAACGACUCCGCCAUAUUCGGUCGGCGGCAUCGGGCCCUGGGCGCCGAAGGAAGAAAGGAAAGAAGACGCCAGUCAACACGCCAGCCCAAGUUUCGAACGCGUCGAUCACGUUUGCAUCGUACGUCGACUUCCUUCCUUCACACCCGCCUGGCAUUUUUCUCUGCUCUUCACCGCCCCCUCCUCGCUUCCGGACUCUAGGUCUCAUACUUAUCGCGACCUUCGUCGGUGGGUCCGAGUCGUACUUCGUAGCGUCUGCACCCAUGGAGUGCGCUGCCGAGCGCGAGUUUUGCUCGAACUUCAAGUGCUGCAACGUCGCGCUACCGGACAUGCACGCGCUCUUCGACCACUUCGAGCGCUUUCAUCCCAGCGGCAGGGUGCCCUCCCCCAUACCGUUCUGGGACGAUUACAGGCCUUCUGCCAGCUCCGUCGUGGACUGGCCGCUGGGGACGGAGGAGUGCGAAGACUGGGCGCCGCGCGAGGAAGACCCGCCGCUCUCGCCUGCGACGUCUGACUGCUCUUUAUCGUCCUCGGCGUCCUCAGCAUCGUCGUCGACUCUCUCGACACCAGAGCCGCAGGUACUCGCAGACGCCCUCUGCUCGAUCGCCACGGGCUGCGUCGUGCCCGCAGCCGUCCCGGCGCCCGUGCCCGUGUCGAUGUCGAUGACCACCUUCUCGCUGCUCCAACCCCGCGAGUACGUCCCGCAGACAGAGGACGUUUUCGUUGCGCCUUCCCCCUCCUCGAAAAAGAAAGUGAAGCGGGCCAAGAUGCCGAAGGGCAGGGCGAGGGCGGGGCUUCCCGAGACGGAAGGGGCCGCCAGCAUCCUCGUGAAGACACUCCAGCGGAACCUCAGCGACAAGGUGCGGGCUGCGGCGGUGGUGGGUGAGAGUCCCGAGAAGGCCGACUCUGAGCCACCAGCUUCGGCGUCGGCGUCGGCGUCACCGACCUGCCACGAGUUUGUGCUGGAUCUGACGCCCGGGUCGACACCCACGACGGCGACGAUGGACGACAUACUCCGCUCAGAUCCGCCGAAACCGGUGCAGUAUCUGAAUGGGCAGCCCAAGACGUACGUGUGUCCGGUCCCGCAGUGUUUCAAGGCAUACCUGAACCCGAACGGCCUGCGGUACCACAUCGAGCACGGCCAGUGCUCCGACGCGCACGGCGCUGUGUGCCCCCCCGCGCUGACCGCGCCCUACCGCCGCGAGUACCUCGCCGCGCACGGCUCCCCCUCGUCGGCGGCUGCUGCAGGGAGACUGCGCGCGGGGAGCAGCAAGCGCGGGCGCGGGCGGUAUGAGCGGACGCCUGUGCGCCAGUCCCCACGCUUCGGCAAGUUUCGCAACGGGUUUGCGGUGGAGAUGGAGCUGGUCCGGGCGGUGGAGGCGGUUCGGGCUGCCGAGGUAGACGCGGGUUCGCAGUCGGAUUCGGAUUCGGAUUCUGAGAUGGGGACGGGCUGAGUCUCGUGUGGGGGAGACGACGGUUGCUCAAAAGUAUUACCAUAAUUUGCUUGACAUACUUACACACAAUGAAUGCCAAUUGUCGAGGCUCAUCUAA